Molecule: messenger RNA, 535 nt
Organism: Xenia sp. Carnegie-2017
Lineage: Eukaryota; Metazoa; Cnidaria; Anthozoa; Malacalcyonacea; Xeniidae
Product: adhesion G protein-coupled receptor A3-like
Exons: 7
Coding region: 119-535 (138 amino acids)
Source: RefSeq, a predicted model, not a curated record
GAGACAGAUGGAACACUUGAAUAGACCUCUGUUUAAGUUAGCUGUUUUGAAAACGCAACGCAUAAAGACCUAUACGCACUGUGAUAAAACAAGCAAAACGAAGAUAUAAAAUGGUACGAUGAUAUCUUACGUAAGAGAUUUUUUCAUUUUCCUUCUCCUUUCUGCCAGCUCUAAGCAAAAAUGUCAGAAUAAUAAUACAGAUGAAAACUGUACAUUGGAUAUUCUACGUUGCACAGAAAAUAUUACAAUACCACAGACAGAUUAUUCCUGUGUUCUGUCUAAUAAAGAUUUUACUGGAUGCAAAGACUUGAAAAUGAAACACACAUAUACAUCUCAAGUACAAAUAUGUGAUAAUGGCGAAAUUGAUGAAGAGAAAGUCCAACGUAUCUGUGGAGAUGUAUUUCGACAAAAAGAAAAAUGUCUUGUUACUGUGAAGGCUUUAGAUUUGUCAAACAAUAAACUUUCAUUACAAAACUGUGAGAUGUUUAAUGGGCUAAUCGAACUGGAAAAUCUCAACUUAGCUGGAAACGUUUAA